GUUCGCCCCGUUACAAUAAUUUGAGUCAACAAAAGAUAACUUACGUAGAAUUCCUCUCGUCUAUUUCAACGUCACUAAUUGGUGAUCAGAAUGCACCGAAAAGAAAGGGUAGAAAACGAAGAUGUCGGUAAAUUAUUUAUAUAAAAUAUUUUUUUGGCAGAAUGUGAACAAAAUAUGCUAACCUUUUACUAAAACAAGUGCGAUGGCAUAUAAAAGCGAUGUACAACAAUUUGAAAAAACCUAUAAUAUCUCUAAAAACCCUCAGAUUUUGGUGUAAAUACGAAAGUUAGAAAGUAAUAUGGGCUCCUAUUUUGAUCACUGUUCGCAAUGCUUGUAGGACCCCUUAUAUAAGUAUCACGUAGUCAUGUUGUAUAAAUAAUGUUCAUAAAUUGCGAGGGAGAGAAAGAAAAUGUUUCUGAUACACUACCAGCGCAUUAUAUAAUUUUGAAGUGGUGUCCGAGAGAGAUGUUUAAACAUAUAAUACUGAACUAAUUGAAUUGAUAAUGGAGAUUGUGGAUUUCUACUUUAAAUCGAAAUUACUUCGUCGUGAUAAAUUGUAUCGAAAAAUAUUUAAUGGAUAGGCUGAUACACCCCAUGCCUAUCUGUUGGCUACGCCACUAUACUUAUAAACUAUAAUAAACACAAUUUUGUUUUUCUAGGUGUUGCUAUACAAACUGUUUUAAUUGGAAUUUUCAGUCGUUAUGCUUUUCCUUAUAAAUGGUCAUGGAUUCAAUCUAUUUUAUUUGGCUCAAUAUUAAGUGCUACAGAUCCUGUCGCUGUUGUUGCUCUAUUACAUGAUAAUGGUUGUAAUCAUUUAUUAACACAAUUAAUUGAUUCGGAAUCAUUUUUAAAUGAUGGUGUUGCAUUUAUUAUAUUUUCAAUAUUUUCACGUUUAUUAACUGUUCAACAACAACAACAAGUGAAUGUAGAAAUUGUUAAAACUACAAUAGGUAUUGCAACUGUAUGGUGUUUAAAUCAUAUUCGGAAUCAAUUAGAAAUCGAAAUUAGUUUAACAUUUGCUUUAACGUACAUCAUCUUCUAUGUUGGUGAUACUGAAUUAGGUUUAUCUGGAAUUCUUACUAUUUGUGUAUUUGGUAUUUAUCUAUCGAAACAUAAAUAUUCCAUUAGUUAUAAUUUACAACAACAAUUACAAUCGAUAUGGAAAUUAAUUGUUUAUUUUAUAAAUAUAUGUGUAUUUACAAUAAUUGGAUUUAUUUUAGCUAAAACGUUUUUUUAUUCAACUGUAUCACAAAUAACAUCGAUUGACUUUGGUUAUUCUAUACUAUUGUAUCUUAUUAUACAAUUUAUACGUUUAAUAACUAUUGUUAUCCUAUAUCCAUUGAUACGUUUGAGUGGUGUCAAGUUAACAUUAAAUGAAUACUUUAUGUUAGUCUGGUCUGGUCUACGAGGCAUCAUAUCAUUAAUUGGUGUUUUAUUGGUCUAUUUGGAGAAUACAGAUGAUGGUUAUUGUCAGAAAAUUUUAUUUCAUGUAUCGAUUAUUGUUCUACUCACACUAUGUAUCAAUGGUAUAACAAGUAAAUAUUUGGUAAAAUAUUUGUUAAAAUUAAAUCAUUUACAAGAACAAUCAAUUGUUUCAAUUAAAAAGAUACAAACUUAUUUAAAUUUAAUAACUUUAAAAAAAUUACAAUCAAUAAAACAAAAUUAUAGUGAACAUGAUGGUAUACAGUGGAAUGAGAUGUAUCGGUGUAUAAUUCAAAGAGGAGAAGAAGAUAUAAGUGAUAAUCAAACGAGACAAAAUCCGCUAUUCAAUGUCUGUUUCAUAGAUGAUAAUAUUGUCUCUAAUGAAGACGAUGUAAGUUUUUAUCGACAUCAAUUACUAUUUGAACCAUUCGAAUCCUCAUCUAUAGACGACGAACAUCUGAUUAUACAAAUGAUCUAUAACUACGAACAACAAUGGUCAAAACAAAUGAUUAAACGAUCAACAUUGAAUACAUUAGUUGAAUGCUCUACAAAAGCGAAACAAAAAUCUGAUUUAUCAUUAUUAUGGACAUAUAUAAGCAAACAUUUUAAAUUAUCAUUUUAUCUCAAUUAUAUCUACAAGAAUAAUUAUUUAUUUCAAAAAAUUUAUCAUUCAUUUCUGAUUCGUUUUCUUAAAAAACAAAUAUUUAAAAAAUUAAAUAAACAUAUUGAAGUUAGCUUAGAUUUAACAACAAAUUAUUUAUAUUCUACCAAAAAAUUAAAUAUAGACAAAGAAUAUCAAGAAAAAUGUAAACAAUUUUUAAUCAAUAUAAAACGAUCAUUUAAAUCAAUUUGGCAACAAUAUCAAACAAAAAUAAUUGUUCAAGAAUUAUUAAAUUUUCAAUGUGACAAUGUCGAUCAUUUACACACUCAAGGUUUAUUAUUGGACAAUGAAUAUAAAUUUUUAUUAGAUAAAUAUUUUAAUAAAUUAAAAAAAUUUAUUCCAUACGAUAAUUGUUAUGUCGAUUCAUGUCAAUUAUUUUUUGAAUUACCUUUAUAUCAAACAUUAACUGAUCAUUAUAAAUAA
Messenger RNA from Didymodactylos carnosus, 2506 nucleotides. The record is from the annotation of a GenBank genome assembly. NCBI's taxonomy places the organism in Eukaryota, Metazoa, Rotifera, Eurotatoria, Philodinida, Philodinidae.